This is a messenger RNA of Penicillium vulpinum, 7719 nucleotides long. RefSeq names its product type I polyketide synthase. Bases 1 to 7719 code for a protein of 2572 amino acids. NCBI's taxonomy places the organism in Eukaryota, Fungi, Ascomycota, Eurotiomycetes, Eurotiales, Aspergillaceae. Gene Ontology annotation, molecular function: 3-oxoacyl-[acyl-carrier-protein] synthase activity; phosphopantetheine binding; fatty acid synthase activity. The record is from RefSeq and is a predicted model, not a curated record. Gene Ontology annotation, biological process: fatty acid biosynthetic process; secondary metabolite biosynthetic process. The transcript is spliced from 14 exons.
AUGUCGAGACCGACAGAUAAAACAUUGUCGCCAUUGGCCAUCGUCGGGUUGUCGCUCAAGUUCCCACAGGAUGCAGUCUCUCCCGAAUCAUUUUGGGAUAUGAUCGUGGAGGGAAGGUGCGCAUCAACGGAGUUUCCUCCGGAUCGACUGAACAUCGACUCCCAUCAUAACCUGGAUGCCAACCGGCUCGAUAGCUUAUCUCUACGCGGGGGUCACUUCAUGAAAGAGGAUAUUGCUUUGUUUGAUGCCCCUUUCUUUUCUAUUACGGCCGCUGAAGCAGAGGCUAUGGACCCUCAGCAGAGACUGAUCUUGGAGGCUGCCUUCCGAGCACUGGAAAAUGCUGGUAUUACUAUGGAAGGAAUCGCACGAUCAAAGACGUGCGUUUUUGCCGGUUCGUCAGGCCAUGAGUAUUUGAUGUUGCAGGCAAAAGACCCCCAAUAUCUACAGAAGUGGGGUAUUACAGGAACGACUGGAAAUAUGGUGGCCAACCGCAUUAGUUGGUUUUUUGACCUCAUUGGACCUAGCGCUGCAAUCGACACAGCUUGCUCAAGCAGCCUGAUGGCUAUUGAUAUGGCAUGUCAGUCUAUAUGGAGUGGUGACUCAACCAUGGGACUGGCAAUUGGGAGUAACGUUAUACUGGCAUUGGAGACGUCACUGAUGAUGGACAACUUGGGACUCCUUUCUAAAGACAGUCGUUGCUACAGCUUUGAUGAACGUGGCAAUGGACAUGCACGGGGCGAAGGGGUUGGCGUCCUUGUUAUUCGUCCAUUGGAAGAUGCUGUGCGUGAUGGGGAUACAGUCCGAGCUGUGAUAAGGUCUUCCGCCUCCAACCAGGAUGGAAGGACGCCGGGGAUCACGCUGCCGAGCACCGAGAUGCAAGCUGCAUUGAUACAAGAGGUUUAUAUUAAAGCAGGACUGGAUAUGGCAACGACGCGCUAUUUUGAAGCACAUGGAACAGGAACUGCCCUUGGAGAUCCGAUCGAGACUGCGGCCAUUGGCUCCGUGUUUCGGCCACAUCAUUCUCUCGAUAAUCCAUUGUACAUCGGGUCGGUGAAGUCAAAUAUCGGGCACCUAGAAGGUGCUAGUGGAGUUGCUGGAGUCAUCAAGACAGUUCUAGCACUGGAGAAAGGGAUCAUUCCUCCCAACAGUGUGAAUCUGCAGAGCUUGAACCCCAGGAUUGAUGACGAGUUUUUGAAUAUCAAGUUCCCACAAAAAGCUUUGCCCUGGCCCUCAGAGGGACUUCGACGAGCAUCAGUUAGUUCUUUUGGCUAUGGAGGAUCUAACGCUCAUAUUGUGCUGGAUGAUGCUUAUCAUUUCAUGAAACUGAAUGGCCUUAAAGGGAAUCACAAUACAGUGCUCCCAUCCCGGUUGUCUAAAUGCAGAGAUUGUGAUUUGGAUACAGAAGAGGAAAUCAGUUCAGAUGAAACUCGCUCCAGUGGGGUGACAGAAACAAUAAACGACAUCCCCAAACUUCUCGUCUGGUCAACAGCAGAUGAAAAGGGAAUUCUUCGACUUAAAGAAGCCUGGAAGUCACGCUUUGCCACAAUCUCCCAAUCAGAUAAAAAGAGCCCGAAAUUCUUGAAUGAUCUCGCUCAUACAUUAGCGUGCAGACGGACUCAUCUACCAUGGAGAUCGUUUGCUGUCGUUCGCCCGUCAGAUGACUUGGGGUCAUUGGUUGAUCUAUUUUCGCCGCCAUUCCAGUCUCGCCGGUCAUCGAAUCUUGCUAUGGUGUUUUCUGGGCAAGGAGCCCAGUGGUAUGCGAUGGGGCGUCAGCUUCUCGAUAUUUACCCCGUGUUCCUACAAAGCAUCGAGGAUGCCGGCGGGUAUCUCCGAACUUUGGGAUGCGAAUGGAUGCCCCUUGAUGAGCUCAAACGCAGCGAAUCCACUUCGAAUAUCAAUAAGACCGAAUAUAGCCAGAUUCUGUGCACAAUUCUCCAGGUGGCGUUGGUCGAUCUCCUGCGCUUUGUGAACCUCACUCCCAAAGCGGUACUGGGUCAUUCAUCUGGCGAGGUGGCAGCAGCCAAAAUGAGAGGUUCCAUGCUCGCAGUUGGCCUAUCAGAAAAGGGAAUCAAGCCGUACAUCGACAAGCUCAAAAAAGACCUUGAUGUUGUUAAUCUCAUCGUUGGUUGCAUUAACAGCCCCAAGAGCGUGACGGUGACAGGAGAGGUGACCCAGCUCGACUCCCUCAAAUUCAUACUUGACAAGAAUAAUAUCCUUUGUCGGAAGCUUAAGGUCAAUUUAGCCUAUCAUUCAUCUCAGAUGAAAGAAGUCGCGGCUCUUUAUCAGGCUGCGCUGGGAGAGUUGGAAGUAGGUUAUACGGGACAUAAUGUCAACCAUCCUGAGAUGGUCUCCUCUGUGACGGGUGACUGGAUCGAGCCAGAAGAGGUCUCCCAGGCUGCGUAUUGGGUCAAGAAUAUGGUUUCUCCAGUGCGAUUCUCGGACGGAUUGACCACACUUUGCUCGGGAUCUUCCUCGAAUUCCCACAAGAGAUUGGAUGGUAGUCAUCGCAGGACAAGAGAUAUUGACCACAUACUCGAGGUUGGUCCACAUUCAGUCUUACAGGGUCCCUGUAAAGAUGCAUUGAAAAACAUCGAAAACGACACACCAACUGAAUACCUUUCGUUAUUGGUACGAAAAAUGUCAGCGGCCGAUACUGUAUUUGCUGUUUUCGGAAAUCUGCACACUGCCGGCUAUCCAAUUAAUCUUUCCCUGGUGAAUGGACUUGAUUUUACAGCAAAUGACAUUCCAAAAUCAUUGACAGAUUUGCCCGAGUACCCUUUCAAUCAUGAUACCUCAUACUGGCAUGAGAGUAAAAUCAGCAAAGACCACCGGCUACAUCCAUUUGGCCGGAACGAUCUACUGGGGGUCUCCGACCCUAACUGCAAUCCUUUCGAGAUGCGAUGGAGGAACUUUAUACGGGUUUCUGAGAUGCCUUGGACCAAAGAUCAUCAGGUGAGCGAGCUCCUAUGGCAAUGGAUUUACAGGCUAAUGACGAGAAAGGCCAACGGCACGAUUCUAUACCCUGGUGCUGGCAUGUUAGUGAUGGCUAUUGAAGCGGCUAAGCAGGUGGCGGAGCAAGGAAAAAGGAUUACUGGAUUUAACAUCCAAGAAGCCAAAUUUCAUGCCGCGAUGAUAGUCCCCCCUGGAACACACGGAAUUGAGACUAGCUUCUCUCUCCAACCUGUGAAGGGCAUGGGUUCGAAAAGCUCUAGCUGCUUUGAUUUUCGGCUUUGCACGUGUGAGAACGAAGAAUGGAUUGAGAACUGCACUGGUUCUAUCCAAAUCGUGUAUACAUCCGAUGGGGAGGAGCCUGAAAUGGACAGAAUCCACAUAGAGGAAUUGUGGAGCUCACAAUUGGAAGCCUACUCGGAUGCCAUCAAAGCAUGCACAUUGCUAAUCAACAGUUCGGCUGUAUACGACCGUUUUUUGAACUCUGGCUAUGACUAUGGAGAAGCCUUCCAGCUCAUUGAAAAAUUGUCACUUAGUCCUGAGCAGCCAUGUGUAACUGCUCACAUCAAGAGAUUAUCUUCUUCAAUAGGCGAGACGAUCCAUCCAACAACCCUCGAUGCUAUUCUGCAGACAUCUGUCUGGACUGAGGUGGCUUCUGAAACGCAGGAUGUACCAAGAGCUGUUCCAAAAUAUGUGGAAAAUCUGUGGGUUGCGAGUCGUGCUUACGAAAACACAUCAUCCACCAUUCUGAGGGCGUAUGCUACUCGCAAUGUGGGAUCCUCCUUUCUUGAUUCGUCUUCUGACAUCUUCGUAUUUGAUGAGGCAUUGGGUGAAAAUUUGAUUUCUAUCCAGGGACUUGGAGCAAAUCUCGAUGGGACCAAACUUGCAGAGGAAAGUGCUCCUGGGUCCCCAGAAGACCUCUGCUACCAUGUCCAAUGGAAGCCUGACCUCAACCUUCUGAGCAACAGAGAAGCCACGAAUCUCUGUAUAAAAGAAUACCCCAACUCUACAGACUCAAGGGGUUUUUUUACUGACUUGGAGUUCAUGUUCAUGGCACGUAUCACUGAAACAUUGAAAAUAUUGUCUGAACAGCAGCUCAAGCCCUCACAGCCACAUUUGCAGAAGUAUGUGGACUGGAUGAUAAAUAGACAGCACCUGCUUAAUGAAGGCCAGCUUCAAUUUGCUUCCGAACCGUUGCACAGUCGGCUAACAGAUCUUGACUAUCUUCAAGAUGUCGAGGAUCGAUUGCUGAAUCUUAACAAAAGAGGCAAUUUUUAUGUCACAGUUGCUCGAAAUCUACUGCAGAUCCUGACUGGCAGGAUGGAUUCGUCGGCCUUGUUUGAAGGGAACAUGCUGAAGGAAUUCUACUCGGAAGAAGUUCAUGAAUCCUAUGCUCUUAAGCAAUUGGGCAAGUAUCUUGAUCUUCUAUCUCAUCUCAACCCCAAAAUGAAAAUUCUAGAAGUCGGUGCAGAAAUUGGGUCCAUGACAGAGGUUAUGCUGCGCACAUUGGGAGAUACCGAACGCAGUAACCCUCAGUACGCCCAGUGGGACUUCACUGAUAAAUCAGAAUCUUCUUUUGCUUGUGCCCAGGAUCAAUUUCAUCUAGAGGCUGGGCGAAUGCAAUUCAAACUUCUGGACAUAGAGCAGGAUCCCGAGAAACAGGGGUUUGAGUGUGCCACAUACGACAUAGUCGUUGCUUCCAUGGUUGUUUACGCUACUUCGAACAUCAAGACAGUUUUGUGCAAUGUCCGAAAGCUCCUAAAGCCAGGAGGCAAGCUCAUGCUAUACGAGAUGAUGUGUCCUGGUGUCCGAUCUACUUUCACGCUCGGUCUAUUUGAAAGAUUUUGGCUUGAUUCAAUCGCAGAUUCGAGACCAGGACCUUGCUUCGACGAGAGGCAAUGGAACGAACUUCUUCUCCAAGCCGGAUUCUCUGGCCUGGAUUUCCUUUUACCAGACUUCGAUGAACCCAUAUCCCAUGAAUGUAGCCUGCUAGUCUCAACAGCCGCUGAGGAACCACCCGCUGUUCAUUCUACCCCAGAAAUUGAAAUUGUGUACGAUGUCGCUGAGUCGGGCCAGCAGGAACUCGCACAGUUUCUUGUGAAAUAUUGCCAAUCAAACAGGCUCGCCUCUGUCCGUUCUUCCUCUGUUCAAGAAGCGAUCGAGAACAAAUGUGAAAAUCCAUUGCUACGGAUCUUCCUGCUCGAGCUUUACGUUCCCGUUUUACCGAAAAUCCAUCUUGAGCUGUUCCAAAAAAUUCAGAGUCUCCUUUCCGCAACAUCCCAAGUUCUGUGGAUCAACCAAGGAGGAGGCAUUCUUCCAUCCCAGCCCCAAUUCCACCUUGUGGAUGGACUAUUUCGCGUUCUGAUGACGGAAGAUAGCAAACGCAAACUCCACCUGCUUUCGCUCGAGCCUCGAAGCCGAUUGGAUACAAAGCAACGAGAUCAUAUCACAAGAUUGAUUAGGUUUUUCUUGUCGCCAGCAGCUUCAAAUGUAGAUGUCCAGUACAUUGAGCAAGAUGGAGUCCUGAACAUUCCUCGCCUGAUUGCUCCCAAACCAUUGAAUGAGAGCAUAUCGCUCAUGGCCACCUCACAUCAUCACUGUACGCAAAGUUUCCACUGCCAGAUUCCACUGCGGCUUGAUGCUGCAUCUCCGGGUCUAAUCAAUGGAUUCGAGUUCAUCGAAGAUGAAACUGUUUACGACCCACUCCAGCCAGAUGAGAUCGAGAUUGAGAUAAAAUGCGCAGGGUUGAACUUCCAUGAUGACCUGAUUGUAGCAGGCCAGUUGAAGGCGAGCGAUACCGGAGCUGAAUGCUCUGGAAAUGUUAUCAGAGUGGGCAACUCCUGCCAGAGAUUCCAAGUCGGUGAUUCCGUUGCUGUCCUACACACCGGUUGCUUUGCCACGUCAAUUCGCUUGCGAGAAACUGGCCCCAUAAUCAAGGUCCCUACGGGGAUAUCCUUUGCAAAUGCUGCAGCUGUGCCAGUCAGUUUUGCUACGGCAUACAUUGCACUGCAUAACGUGGCCCGCAUCCAGCCUGGCGAGACUGUGUUGGUUCAUUCAGCAUCCAGAGAUAUUGGUCAAGCAGCAAUCCAGAUUGUAAAGAAUGCCGGAGGAACAAUAUUUGCAACAGUUAGUUCUGAGAGCAAGAAGCAACUGCUAAUGGAUGUAUAUGGAAUCCCUGGAUCCCACAUUUUCUCAAGCCGAACGAUUGUGUUUUCAAAGAUGAUCAAGCAUCGCACAGGCGGGAAGGGUGUCGAUAUUAUUCUCAACUCUCUAACAGGGGAAAGUCUAUUUGCAUCUUGGAGGUGUAUUGCACCCUAUGGCCGAUUCCUCGAGAUGGGUAAAAGGGAAAUUCUAUCAAAUCAGCGGCUUCCCAUGCUCCAGUUCCUUGAGAAUGUCACAUUCAGCGGCAUUGACUUAGCUGCGAUAUCAGUUGAAAGGCCCGAAGUGUGCCUCAAUGCCCUCAAAUCGGUGUUUGCUUCUAUACACGCUGGUGACUUGCAUCCACCCCAGCCUAUCAAUGUGUAUGGCGUAGGGGAAAUGGAGGAGGCAUUCCAAAAGAUGCAGGCUGGCCAAAAUAUUAGUAAAACGAUUAUUGAAAUGCGAGGACACGAUCAGGUGAAGACUGCAUUGAGAACUAGACCCAGUUUCAAGUUGGAUCCUAAUGCCACGUUCGUGGUGUCUGGAGAGUUUGAAGGUCUGGGAAGAAACAUCGCAUGCUGGCUGGCAGAUCACGGAGCUCGCCAUUUGCUCCUUCUGUCAAGAUCUGGGGGACAACACGAGAAGCACAAGGAGCUUGUCAAGCAUCUUGAAUUAAAAGGCGUAAUGGUCUUGGCCCCAGCUUGUGCUGUCUCGGAUGGAGAAUCAGUGAAGAACGCUUUGCGUGAAUCCAGAUCGCAAAUGCCCCGCAUCAAAGGAUGUAUCCAGGCAGCCAUGGUGUCGAAAAACGCUCGCUUUGAAGAAAUCUCCCACCAAUCCUGGAAAGAAUCUAUUAGCCCCAAGGUCGAAGGAUCGUGGAACCUCCACAAAUACCUUCCCAAAGGUAUGGACUUUUUCAUCUUGCUAUCGUCUCUCUCGGGUAUUCUAGGAACCACUGGACAGGCCAACUACGCCGCUGGCAAUACUUUCCAUGAUGCACUAGCUCGAUAUCGCGUUGGGCUGAGGGAGAAGGCGACUUCCCUGGACUUGGGGGUGUGUGAUUUCGCUGGUGCUGUGGCCAGCGCUAGCAGACCCAAAGAAGUGCUGCCCGGAAGCAGUGGUGUCGAACCAGUAACUGAAGCAAAAUUCCAUGCCCUGCUAGCCAAGUAUUGUGAUCCCAGGGUUGGCCUUUCAACACCACUAGAUUGCCAGACUGUCGUUGGAUUGUCACCAAGCGCUCUAUCCGACAAAAGAGAAUGGCAAGCCAACCCACUUGUCCGACACCUGAUCACAAAUAAGAAAGUCAGUGGUAAAGCAGAUAGUCGACCACGCAGCGCCAAAGGGGCAGGGUCACUGCUACAAGCAGAGACUUUGGCCGACGCCAAUGCGGCUGUCUUGGAGCUUUUCAUUGAAAAGCUUUCUAAGACUGUAAGCAUCGUGAUGGCGGACUUUGAUGCGAACACGCCCUUGCACCAAUACGGAGUGGACUCACUUGUUGCGGCAGAACUGCGCGAUUGGUUUGCCGAAGAGCUUCAAGCUGAGUUGGGAGUUUUUGAAAUUCUUGGAGGAGCAACGUUAGCCUCAGUGUCACAGGUGGUUGCGAAGAAGAGCAACCUUGUCCAAGCUUCUUCAUAG